Gongylonema pulchrum is the source of this 237-nucleotide messenger RNA. The record is from the annotation of a GenBank genome assembly. NCBI's taxonomy places the organism in Eukaryota, Metazoa, Nematoda, Chromadorea, Rhabditida, Gongylonematidae.
AUGGCACUAGAUUCACCGCCGUCCGAGGCACUCCAGAAGGGUUCCAUAUGUGCGAUCGUGUAUUCCAAUCAACCAGCCAGUCGAAAAUCAUCACGCUAUAAUCUUAACUCGCCACUUCUCAUUCCACCACCAACUCUGCCAACACCACCAAUAACAGCAGCCAUACGCAGUUCAAUUAAAAAUGAAAUUUUAGCAGCCAGCCACAACUCUGGUCGUGUUAUAACUGAUGCUUGUUGA